CACCUACUGUACGCAUUUGCUCUCUCAAACUUGUUUCUCUAUAAAUAAACAACUCAACUUCCCUACAGCAGCAAGCAAGAGAGAUCUCAGUAGUUUUUGUUUCCCCUGUUCCCUGCCCUGUUUAAGCGCCGAUUCCCAAAUCUCCCGCCCGUACAAUGAAACCGAGAAUUUGCCGCCGCCGCGGUCCCCGGAAUCAAUGCUGGUUACGCUUCUGCAUCACGGCUGUCUGUUGCGCCGCCGUCAUCAGUAAUAUGACGGCGGUGGAGGGGCAGAGUACCGGUAGUAGCAGUAAUAACGCGACGGUGGUGGUGACCAUCGGGGUGAUUCUCGACUUGAACCGAACCGACUUUGUCGGGCAGGUGGGCCUGAGCUGCGUGGAAAUGGCGGUGUCCGAAUUCUACGAUUCGCACCCGGACUACACCACCCGCCUCGCCAUCGCCACCAGGGAUUCACAACGAGACGUUGUUCUGGCCGCCGCCUCAGCCCUGGAUUUGAUAAAGAACGUGCAAGUCCAAGCAAUCCUCGGCCCAGAAACAUCAAUGCAGGCUAACUUCCUCAUCCCCUUAGGAGAAAAAGCCCAAGUCCCCAUCAUCUCCUUCUCCGCAUCAAGCCCAACCCUCGCUUCCAUUCGCAGCCCAUACUUCUUCCGCGCUACACAAAAGGACUCCACCCAAGUCAACGCCAUCGCCGCCAUAGUCAAGGCCUUCGGCUUACCGCAGCGCCAUUUCCCCUUCCGCCACCGACGAUCAGAUCGGUCAAGAGCUCUACAAGCUCAUGACCAUGCAGACUCGCGUCUUCGUCGCCCACGUGUCUCCCCAUCUCGC
Linum tenue is the source of this 824-nucleotide messenger RNA. NCBI's taxonomy places the organism in Eukaryota, Viridiplantae, Streptophyta, Magnoliopsida, Malpighiales, Linaceae. The record is from the annotation of a GenBank genome assembly.